Molecule: messenger RNA, 798 nt
Organism: Schistocerca americana (American grasshopper)
Lineage: Eukaryota; Metazoa; Arthropoda; Insecta; Orthoptera; Acrididae
Product: potassium channel subfamily K member 3-like
Exons: 3
Biological process (GO): potassium ion transmembrane transport; stabilization of membrane potential
Cellular component (GO): membrane
Molecular function (GO): potassium ion leak channel activity
Source: RefSeq, a predicted model, not a curated record
UACGGCUACGGCUACGGCGGACACCACCACCGCUGGUCCUUCUCCUCGUCCUUCCUCUACUCGCUCACGCUCAUCACCACCAUCGGGUACGGCAGCGUGUCGCCGCGGACUCCGUGGGGGAAGGUGGUGACGAUCGUGUACGCGCUGGUGGGCAUCCCGCUGAUGCUGGUCUACCUGUCGACGGUGGGCGACGUGCUGGCGCGCAGCUUCCGCCGGCUGUACGGCCGCCUCUGCGGGCUGGGCGGCGGGGGCGGCGCCGGCCACCACUCCAGCGCCAAGGCAAAGCUGGCCGCCGCCGCUGGCGUCGGGGUCGGCGUCGACUACCCGCACAAGGCCGUCAACAGCAUCGCCGCCGACGGCAAACUGCUCUACCCGCACCACAGGCACAGCGCGGACAGCGACGACUUCUGCAAGUCGGUGGUGCUGGACUGCGGCGGCGAGGGCAUCGCGGCGGGCGCGUCGCCGCUGGAGGCGCCGCUGCCGCCCCCGCAGCCCGCCCCCGCCGCCCGCGUGCCCGUCUCGCUCUGCCUGUGCAUCGUCGUGGCGUACGUGUGCGCCGGCGCGCUGCUGUUCAACCGGCUGGAGAACUGGACCUUCCUGGAGGGCUCCUUCUUCUGCUUCACCAGCCUGGGCACCAUCGGCUUCGGCGACCUGGUGCCGGGCGGGCUCGACGGCACCGCCCACCAGCAGCUCAGCGUCAUCGCCAGCUCCGCCUACAUCCUCGUCGGCAUGGCGCUCGUCGCCAUGUGCUUCAACCUCGUACAGGUGAGCGAAGUGAAUGAUGCGUCCUCCUCAUGA